Molecule: messenger RNA, 735 nt
Organism: Lathyrus sativus (Indian pea)
Lineage: Eukaryota; Viridiplantae; Streptophyta; Magnoliopsida; Fabales; Fabaceae
Source: the annotation of a GenBank genome assembly
AUGGAGUGGCCUGUGACCUGUCUUUCUCUUAAAAUAAAAGAUGACUCCCGCCAACACUUUUCAUUUCCUUCUCCAGCCUCUCUUUUUUUGAACACCAGACUCUCCUCUCUUCUUUCCGCGUUUCCAACUUUUAAAGAUCGGAGAACCAUGAGCGCCGUCAACAUCACCAACGUCACCGUCCUCGAUAACCCUGCUUCCUUUCUCGCUCCUUUUCAGUUCGAGAUUUCCUACGAGUGCUUAGCCGCUCUCAAAGAUGAUUUGGAAUGGAAGCUCAUUUACGUUGGAUCUGCUGAGGAUGAGACUUAUGACCAGUUAUUAGAGAGUGUUCUGGUUGGUCCUGUCAAUGUUGGAAACUAUCGAUUUGUUUUACAGGCGGAUCCACCGGACCCGACGAAGAUUCGUGAAGAAGAUAUAAUUGGGGUUACUGUGCUGCUACUGACUUGCUCUUAUUUGGGUCAAGAGUUUAUUCGGGUUGGUUAUUAUGUUAACAAUGACUAUGAUGAUGAGCAGCUGAGGGAGGAACCUCCAACCAAGGUUCUGACUGAUAGGGUUCAGAGGAACAUUUUAUCUGAUAAACCUAGGGUUACGAAGUUCCCGAUCAAUUUCCACCCUGAGAACACUGAAAUUGAAGAGCAACCCGUUCCGUCAGACCAACAGCCUGAAACUGUUGAAGAUCCACAGGCUAUAGGUGAAUGCGAUCCCCUAAAUGAGGGGGACAAAAAAGAGGAUUCUUAG